Molecule: messenger RNA, 1348 nt
Organism: Rhinichthys klamathensis goyatoka
Lineage: Eukaryota; Metazoa; Chordata; Actinopteri; Cypriniformes; Leuciscidae
Product: cyclic nucleotide-gated channel rod photoreceptor subunit alpha-like
Biological process (GO): monoatomic cation transmembrane transport
Cellular component (GO): intracellular cyclic nucleotide activated cation channel complex; plasma membrane
Molecular function (GO): intracellularly cGMP-activated cation channel activity; intracellularly cAMP-activated cation channel activity; cGMP binding
Source: RefSeq, a predicted model, not a curated record
CGAAUCUCCAACCUUGUGAUGUACAUCGUGAUCAUCAUCCACUGGAACGCCUGCAUGUAUUACUCGUUCUCCAAGGCCAUCGGGUUCGGAACGGAUAAGUUCGUGUACCCGGACACCACGGACCCAGAGUUCGGUCGGCUAGUGAGGAAAUACGCAUAUAGCAUGUACUGGUCCACACUGACGCUCACCACUAUCGGUGAAACUCCACCGCCAGUCAAGAACUCAGAGUACUUCUUCGUGGUCACGGACUUCCUAGUCGGCGUCUUGAUUUUCGCCACCAUCGUCGGUAACGUCGGUUCGAUGAUCACCAACGCGAACGCGGCACGCGCAGAUUUCCAAGCUCGCAUCGACGCCAUCAAACAAUACAUGAGCUUCCGAAAGGUCACCAAAGAAUUGGAGAAACGAGUCAUUAAAUGGUUCGAUUUCUUGUGGACCAACAAGAAGGCGGUGGAUGAGAGAGAAGUCCUGAAGUACCUGCCGGACAAGCUGCGGGCGGAGAUCGCGAUCAACGUGCACCUGGACACACUGAAGAAGGUGCGCAUCUUCGCGGACUGCGAGGCCGGGCUCCUGGUGGAGCUGGUGCUGAAGCUCCAGCCGCAGGUCUACAGUCCCGGAGACUACAUCUGCAAGAAGGGCGACAUCGGACGCGAGAUGUACAUCAUUAAAGAAGGGAAACUUGCAGUGGUGGCGGACGAUGGAAUCAAGCAGUUUGUGGUUCUCAGCGACGGAAGCUACUUCGGGGAGAUUAGCAUCCUCAACAUCAAGGGCAGUCGCGCAGGAAACCGCAGAACCGCUAACAUACGCAGCAUUGGCUACUCAGACCUCUUCUGCCUGUCCAAAGACGACCUGAUGGAGGCGCUCACCGAAUAUCCCGACGCCAAGGCCAUGCUGGAGGAGAAGGGUCGGCAAAUCCUGAUGAAGGAUAAUCUCCUGGAUCUGGAGCUGGCCAAGCAGGGCCCGGACCCGAAGGACAUGGAGGAGAAGGUGCUGAAGAUCAGCGGUGUUCUGGACGAGCUGCAGACCCGCUUCGCACGCCUGCUGGCCCAACACGAGGCGGCUCAGGGCAAGCUGAAGAAGCGGGUCACUAAACUGGAGCAGAAGAUCUCAGACUCAGGAGGAGUGGAGAUCCCUGAGCCAUGAGGGAACCAGACAAACCCGUCAAACUAACGAGUGUUAGAGUCCUGAACAGAAGCCUUGUUGUGUGUGUGUGUGUGUGUGUGUGUGUGGUCCAGCUUGGGGUUAUCCCGCCAGUCUGUGUUUCAGCACUGCAAAAAAUGCUUUUCUUACUUAGUAUUUUUGUCUUGUUUUCAGUCCAAAUAUCAAACAUUUCUUUCUAUGCAUUUACUAA